Messenger RNA from Drosophila ficusphila, 1358 nucleotides. RefSeq names its product ribonuclease H2 subunit B. NCBI's taxonomy places the organism in Eukaryota, Metazoa, Arthropoda, Insecta, Diptera, Drosophilidae. Gene Ontology annotation, biological process: ribonucleotide metabolic process; RNA catabolic process. The coding region runs from base 70 to 1092 and encodes 340 amino acids. The transcript is spliced from 2 exons. Gene Ontology annotation, cellular component: ribonuclease H2 complex; nucleoplasm. The record is from RefSeq and is a predicted model, not a curated record.
CAAAAGCGGGAAAGUUCUGCUCAUUUGUUGUUUACAUUCAAUUCACGUUUGCAAAUUUUACGGGGUAACAUGAGCAAAAAGGGAACGCGAAUGAGUAAGCCAAAACCAGAUCCGGAUGCAGAGGGAUCUGGCAAGAAGACCACAGUCACGGCUCUGAAAAAAGUCUUGUUCGUGUCCAAAGAACUGCUGCCUAACGAUUCCGACGAUAAUCGCCUCCGACUGGAGAGGUUCUUCCACCCGGGACAGGGAAAGGAUGCCAUGUUCGUUACCCGUCCCGAUGGCCAGAUGAUGGAGCUGCUAGAAUACGCGGAACCUCGUCGCAGCUGGCUGGUAAACAGCGAGGUCUGCUCCAAUGGCAGGAUCUACAUGACCUCCCCAACGGAUCCAACGCUUCUGGCCCUCCAUCACCUCCGAAAACACUGUGGCCAAAGAGCAAUGUCGCUGGACAACAUUGCCGUGGAAGAGGCCAACACAAGUCGCCUGCUCACCGAGUUCCUGAAUUCAGACAGUCUUAAGUGCGUGGCGGAUGUAAAGAGUAUUGGUGACCAGAAGUUCUACAAGUACAACCAAGAACGAACGUUGGCCUGGCUGGCUCUAAAAACGCGCCAGGUGGCAGCAGUCUUAAAGGAAAAACAAAUCCACUGCGGGCACAGUGCUCAAUCACAGAAUUUCGUGCGCAGCGAAAAGUUGGAGACAGAAAACACCACCAACGAAAUGGACUACACACGUAUGGCCUGCGAUGUUGUGGGUCGCUAUUUGGAUGUCGAUCUGCAUGAUCUGCUAACAAGAUAUCUGCAAAUUCCCAGCGAGAUUCAGGCGAUUGUCGAAGAGAAGGCAGCUGCCCAAAAACGAAAGUCAAAGGCGGGCAAGGACGAGGGCAGCGAAUCCAAGAAAAUCAAGCUGAACGACAGCGAUGUUACCGCUAAACUGAAGAGCAGCGGUCUGGUGGACAGCGAUCAUGAUCCCAAUUCGAGUAUAACAUCACCAACUCCGGUUCCGCUGAAGGAGCGCUCGCUGACCGCCAAAGAAAAGGCUCUGGCCAAGGGAGCCAAGGGAACUAAGAGCAUCGCCUCAUUCUUUAAAGUGAAAUAGCUUUAAGUUUCUCAUAAUCUAAGUGUAAGUUAUUAUUUUUGCUCACGUUUAAUAGCCGUUUAAUUCAAUUGCAUACACUCUUAUGGCCACUAAUUUUUUAUUAAAACCUUAAAUUAAAUUUUACAUAUAAAAAAUAAUAAUUAAGCCUGGAUUUAAAAAACCGCGCGCCAAGAGCUCAUGCGCUUUGUGGUUUAUCUCUCCGCUACCCGCUAGAAAAACAUUGUCAGCUGUUGGGGUUGCCAGGGCGAAUAAAAAAUUUCAAUGCA